Dendroctonus ponderosae (mountain pine beetle) is the source of this 1294-nucleotide messenger RNA. RefSeq lists its product as uncharacterized. The record is from RefSeq and is a predicted model, not a curated record. The coding region runs from base 302 to 1294 and encodes 330 amino acids. Lineage: Eukaryota; Metazoa; Arthropoda; Insecta; Coleoptera; Curculionidae. The transcript has 9 exons.
GCGAUAUCCCCCUGCUGCCAAAACCCGUUUCAGGAUCAAGUCGCGUUUUACGGUUCGCAAACUUCUCUUCAGGGAAAUAUCGUGCUUUAUUACUGUCAAGCACCUUUUCAUUUUCGCAUUUGUUUCUGACAUUUCGCUUUUUUCCUCAUUUAAAAGCGAGUUUGAAAUUUAUUUUCUCCACUUGGACAGAAAAACACUUGACAACAUUUAAAAGAGAAAAACUGAGUGUUUUGGUGUUAACGCUGAAAAUGAUGCAGAGAGAUUCCAUAUGGCAACGAUGAACGACUAAGUUUUCAGUACAAUGUACCGGCUGAUUUGCAUUUCCUCACUUUGGAUAUUGUUAAUGCAAAUAUUAUCGAAUGCGGCAUUAAGGCAGACGUGUGGUGGCACCCACACAGCAGCUCGAGGCAUUCUAUCCACCCCUAAUUUUCCAGGACCGUUUGAUGUUCCAAUACGAUGCCAAUGGAUAAUCGACGCUGUUAAUACCGGCACUGCAAAUACUUCCAUUAUCGUAUACUUGACUCAAUUGUUCACAUUUGAAGGUUUAACGUUUACUGAAUACCAGCUCUAUGGCAACGAUUACAAGAUCAAUCCAAUAGUUAUCCAUAAAGUAAAUGAGACGAAUGUGGUGCGCACUAAAUGGGUACAAACUUUCCGCAGUUAUUUGGUGAUUGAGUUAAAAUUGCAAUCAGUUGAUUCGGCACAUCUUCGAGUACUGGACAAAUUCCUGGAUACGUAUGGAUUCAACAUCACUUAUGAAAUUACAACCAAUAGUGUACGAAGAUCGCCCUGCACUAUGAUGGAUUGCGGUUUUACUGGCAUUUGUUUCGAUCAUUACACAAAGUUCAGUUGUCACUGCUUUGAUGGUUACUCUGGACCAAACUGCUCCGAAGGACCAAAAUCGUUCUGUUAUACAAACGGAACUCCGACCUGCAAAAAUGGUGGUACUUGUCUGCACGUUGGAGUAGCGGCCGUUAAGUGUCACUGUUCGAAACUUUUCUCUGGAAAUACUUGCGAGACGCCCGUGGAACCAACUGGCGCUAAAGCGUUGAAAAACUGCCCAAACUGCCCGACAAAUUGCACGCACAAUGAGAAACCGGACAACACUUGCAAAUGUCUUAGUGCAAAGCCAGACGUAGUUGGCCACACUGGUACAUUUGCCACUCUCCAACUUGGAAAUCUACCUCCAUUAGAGCCAAAUGAUCUGAAGACGUAUAUAAAGAUCCAACUUCUAGGACACCUCCAGCUGAAUCUGUCGUCAACUGAAGAUAUUAAGAUUGCCAAUCUAAUGUGA